GGAAAAAUAGGAAAACCAUGCUCUGUCUCUGCCUCCGGUGUCUGUUCGAUCCGGCGUUGUGAUUGGGGGGAGUAGGGAGUGCUUACACCAUUUCCUCUCCAUUCACAUCAGCUCUCGACGCCUGCGCCCCCAAUUCCCAAAUUCUGCGCCGCCUCCGCCCCAACCCUGCUCGUCGACUCCUCUCUGCCGAACACGCCGGAGGAAUCCUUCUCCGAGACUCGUCUUCCUCCUCUCUGCCGGGCUGGCGUGGAGUGGAGAUCCAUCACCACGUAGAUUGGUCUCUUCUUCUGCUGGUUAGGCACUGAAUCUGCCCUUCAAUGCCUUCACAGGCUCUAUCCCUGAAGAAGUUGCAGUUUAAGAAGCUAUUGCCACGUUUUUGUUGAAGGAACAAUUUUUUGGGUCAUCCAGAUUGGACACGGAACAUGAUGUUGCAUUUUGCUUCAAAGUGAAAGCUCUGUCCUUUUGGGACAAGAGAAUAAAGGCAAAAGGAACAUAAGGAUAGAGGAGAGAAAUAAACAAUGGGAAAGGGAGAUGUGGCUACUAGGUCCAAAUCUCAAAAAUCGUCAGCAAUACAGAAUGAGCAGAGUACACCUACUAACCCCCCCACAGCAUAUCCUGAUUGGUCUCAGUUCCAGGCAUACUAUAAUGCUCCUGGGACAGCUCCCGUGACCCCACCGGCUUUUUUUCAUUCAUCUGUAGCUCCAAGCCCUCAGGGACACCCAUAUAUGUGGGGUCCACAGAUGAUGCCUCCUUAUGGGACACCACCACCAUAUGCAGCAAUGUAUGCACAAGGCACACCAUAUCAGCAGGCACCGAUGCCACCGGGUUCACACCCAUACAGCCCUUAUCCUAUGCAGUCACCAAAUGGGACAGUUCAAACUCCAACAUCUGGUGCUGGCGGUACAGAGACAAAUAAAUCGAAUAAAAAUAAGCGGAAGACUCCCCUGAAAAGAUCAAAAGGAAGCUUAGGUAGUCUGGAUGUUGUUGCAGUAAAAAACAACAAGUCACCGGCAAAGCCUCAAGCUUCUUCCUCCAAUGAAGGUUCUUCACAAAGUGAGAGUGGAAGCGGGAGUUCUUCUGAAGGAAGCAGUACAAAUUCAAAAAGUAGUUCAAGGGCGAAGGAUGGUUCUGAGCAAGGUCAGGGUAAUGAUGCUAGGAGUAAAGGUACUCAAAGCUCUGCAGUUGAGCCCACACAACCAUCUUCUGGGCCUGUUGUGCUUAACCCUAUGAUGCCAUUUUGGCCUGUUCCCCCUCCUAUGGCUGGCCCAGCAACUACUCUGAAUAUGGGAGUGGAUUACUGGGGUACUCCUGCUUCUGUACCCAUGCAUGGUAAAGUUAUUGCAGCACCGACAUCAGCUCCUUCAUCAAAUUCACGUGAUAUUGUUCUCAGUGAUCCGGCUAUACAGGAUGAGAGAGAAAUGAAGAGACAAAAACGGAAGCAAUCAAAUAGGGAAUCAGCUCGGCGCUCAAGAUUGCGCAAGCAGGCUGAAUGGGAGGAAGUAGCCAAUCGUGCAGAUUUGCUAAAGCAGGAAAAUAGUUCGCUUAAAGAAGAAUUGAAACAACUUCAGGAGAAGUGUGAUAGCUUGACCUCAGAAAAUACAUCUCUACACGAGAAGCUUAAAGUGCUUGAGGAUGAGAAAUCAAAUGGAAAUUGGUGCAAGGAUUAAAGGCUGAAACUUCUCUCUUUCUGACUGCUGAUAUAAUUUGGUGGUAACCUGAUAGGACGACAACUAAGGAGGUAUUCAUGUACGGUAUUAGAUUUUUGUUCGAGGGGUAAAAUUGUAUCAUAGGAAUUGACAUGGUUGAUGGCUACGAUUCUUCUUCCAGUUGCCUCGGCUGCUGUGCUCUGUGUUGUUUUUCUUCCUCUUUGUGCUAGAUCCUACAGAAGUACAACUAUGUAGAAACCCCCCAGGUGUUGUUUGAAGCGUGGGGAUUAGCGAAUGGUAUAGCUGUUGUAGAGCUGCUCAUUGAGCUUCUUGAGAGAAACUGAAGCGUGUUAAAGCCAUAUUUGAUUUAUGAUUCAGACGGACUAAUUUUACGGAUAGUACUGUAGUAAUGAAUACACGGAUUUCACUCAAUCACAUUGACUGUUUGCA
This is a messenger RNA of Sorghum bicolor (sorghum), 2096 nucleotides long. RefSeq names its product bZIP transcription factor 16-like. The transcript is spliced from 15 exons. Gene Ontology annotation, molecular function: DNA-binding transcription factor activity; sequence-specific DNA binding. Lineage: Eukaryota; Viridiplantae; Streptophyta; Magnoliopsida; Poales; Poaceae. The coding region runs from base 519 to 1667 and encodes 382 amino acids. The record is from RefSeq and is a predicted model, not a curated record. Gene Ontology annotation, biological process: regulation of DNA-templated transcription. Gene Ontology annotation, cellular component: nucleus.